AUGUUAACUCACAUUUCUAAAUCCAUCUCUAUAGUAACCAUUCUAUUAGUAUUACAAGCUUUUUACUACACAACAAAGGCUCAAAACUGCGGUUGUUCGUCGGACCUAUGUUGUAGUCAGUUUGGAUUUUGUGGCAACACUUCAGACUAUUGUGGUGUUGGUUGUCAACAAGGGCCUUGCUUCGCUCCUCCUCCUGCGAAUGACGUGUCCGUUGCUGAGAUUGUUACUCAAGAAUUCUUCGACGGAAUCAUCAGUCAAGCCGAGCCUAGUUGCGCAGGCAAUGGAUUUUACAGCCGAGGAGCUUUUCUUGAAGCCUUAGACUCAUUCUCUCGUUUCGGUAGGAUUGGCUCGGUUGAUGAUUCUAAGCGUGAGAUCGCAUCGUUCUUUGCACAUGUCACACAUGAAACAGGACAUUUCUGCUACAUAGAAGAGAUAGAUGGAGCCUCAAAGGAUUACUGUAGCGAGGAUGCAACACAAUAUCCAUGCAAUCCUAACAAAGGCUAUUACGGUCGUGGACCGAUCCAGCUCUCUUGGAACUUCAACUACGGACCAGCUGGAACCGCGAUUGGUUUCGACGGUCUCAAUGCACCAGAGACAGUAGCUACGGAUCCAGUUAUAGCCUUCAAGACCGCCUUAUGGUACUGGACCAAUAGGGUUCAGCCUGUUCUAUCUCAAGGUUUUGGUGCAACAAUCCGCGCCAUUAACGGCGCUCUUGAGUGCGACGGUGCAAACACAGCCACCGUUCAAGCUAGGGUUCGCUACUAUACCGACUAUUGUCGUCAGCUUGGUGUUGAUCCCGGAAACAACCUCACUUGCUAA
Messenger RNA from Thlaspi arvense, 819 nucleotides. NCBI's taxonomy places the organism in Eukaryota, Viridiplantae, Streptophyta, Magnoliopsida, Brassicales, Brassicaceae. The record is from the annotation of a GenBank genome assembly.